This is a messenger RNA of Caenorhabditis briggsae, 867 nucleotides long. The coding region runs from base 1 to 867 and encodes 288 amino acids. The record is from RefSeq and is a predicted model, not a curated record. NCBI's taxonomy places the organism in Eukaryota, Metazoa, Nematoda, Chromadorea, Rhabditida, Rhabditidae. The transcript has 5 exons.
AUGGAUUCUGGGUGGGUGGGCGAUGUGUGCGAUAUGGGCUUCCAGAUGAGGUGGCUCCUUCUCGCCCUUCUCAUCCUGCCAUCCCUAUCGAAUUCGGGAAGAUACGAAGAACUGAAGCCGGUGACGAUCUUCCAUGCUGGACAUCCUCUAGAGCGGAUGGUGACGACGAUCGGGUGUCGGAAGGAGAUUCAUUUGCCGGAUAUUCACGAUGUUAUUGCGCCGAUUCGAGAGGCGCUUCUCACAAAACAAUACAUUCUAACGGAAAUGAUGCGAGACGCGAAAAAACCACGCGAUGAGAAUGCGGAAGUCCAAAUGGUCGUUCUAAAAGACGAUCAUCAAAAAUCGAUGGGUCUCACGACGUUCUGGGUCCGUAAGACGUUUUUCCGCCUGCCGGACCGUGAAAGAUCAGUGAUUCGAGUGUUUAUCAACGAGUUGGAGGAUAGCGAAUUGAACGAAUACUGUCGGAAUAAGAGCUAUCCGUUUAUUCGAUUGGCUACCUCCAUUGCGAUCAAUGAGUUCUUCUUCACACCCGUUCUGAUUUGCGAUUAUGGAGUGCCAGCCUGCCUAGCUUUGGGCCGAGGAACCGAGUACGUCUACGCUGGCGUCUUCUUCUUUUUCAGCUUUUUUGCCACCAUGUGUUGCGAUAGCUGCUACCGAAAAUGCAACUCCGACGACGACUACAGUGACUACGAUCAAUCGGGAUUCCCCACCAACGCCUCGUUGCCACCAGAAUUUCAAUUGCAUUCGUCGAGAGAACGCAAAAAUUGGCAUUGGUACGAGGAAGGGCACGAGCAACAGUAUCCAUAUGGUACCGGACGAUGGGGAGGACCCAGAAUCAAUCCAUUCGAAGAGCCAAUCAUGUGUUGA